This is a messenger RNA of Fundulus heteroclitus (mummichog), 2228 nucleotides long. RefSeq names its product solute carrier family 34 member 2b (gene slc34a2b). Bases 77 to 2002 code for a protein of 641 amino acids. The transcript is spliced from 13 exons. The record is from RefSeq and is a predicted model, not a curated record. Gene Ontology annotation, biological process: intracellular phosphate ion homeostasis; sodium-dependent phosphate transport. Gene Ontology annotation, cellular component: apical plasma membrane; vesicle; brush border. Gene Ontology annotation, molecular function: sodium:phosphate symporter activity. Lineage: Eukaryota; Metazoa; Chordata; Actinopteri; Cyprinodontiformes; Fundulidae.
GUCGCGCCUGGAAGCGAGCGCCAGGUAAACCAGGUGAACGCCGCUGCUCCGGACACACAAGCGCUCAUCUGCAGCCAUGGCUCCGAGACCACAAGAGGGGGCAGAUUCAUCCUCAACCAAGGAUGACAAGUCUUUGGGUAAAGCUAAGGAUUUACCACCGGCUUACUCCACCUUGGACCUGGUGAAUGAGGAGCCUCCUGAGGACGAUCCCUGGGAUCUCCCGGAACUCAAAGACACCGGGAUAAAGUGGUCGGAACUGGAUACACAAGGGAAGAUAAUAAGAGUGCUGAGUGCCAUUGUGAAGCUAAUUCUGCUGCUUGGAUUACUUUACCUGUUUAUUUGCUCACUGGAUGUUCUCAGCUCGGCUUUCCAGCUAGUUGGAGGCAAAGCCGCUGGUGACAUCUUCCAGGACAGUGCUGUGUUAUCCAACCCUGUGGCUGGGCUUGUGAUCGGGGUCUUAGUCACUGUGCUGGUGCAAAGCUCCAGCACCUCCUCUUCUAUUGUAGUCAGCAUGGUAUCAUCUGGAUUGUUGGACGUCAAAUCUGCAGUACCGAUCAUCAUGGGAGCCAACAUUGGAACAUCGGUCACAAACACCAUCGUGGCUGUGAUGCAAGCUGGAGAUCGAAAUGAGUUCCGCAGGGCUUUCGCUGGUGCUACCGUCCACGACUUCUUCAACUGGCUCUCUGUGCUGAUUCUUCUGCCCUUGGAAGCAGCGACAGGCGUUCUCUACAAACUCACAGACCUCCUAAUCACAUCCUUCAACAUCCAGACCGGAGAGGAUGCCCCUGACCUGCUUAAGGUCAUCACCGACCCUCUCACCAGCUCUAUCAUCCAGCUGGACAAGACAGUGAUCGCUGACAUUGCAACUGGUGACCCCGAAGCGAGGAACAAGAGUCUGGUCAAGAGAUGGUGCAAGACAGAGAAAAACAUGACUUUCUGGAAUGCCACCGUGGAGAGUUGCCCUGCAGGUGCCGUCUGUUGGGUGGAAGGAAACCAGACCUGGACAGAGCUGAACUCCACAUGGACCGAAUAUCUUGAGAGAUGCAAGCACAUCUUCGCCAACGUUGACUUGCCAGACCUUGCCAUUGGCCUCAUUCUCUUGGCUCUGUCUCUGCUCAUCCUCUGCACCUGCCUCAUCCUCAUUGUCAAGCUGCUCAACUCUAUGCUCAAAGGACAGGUGGCUCUGGUCAUCAAGAAAGUGCUCAACACAGACUUUCCCUUCCCCUUCAGUUGGGUUACUGGCUACAUUGCAAUUUUCGUUGGAGCAGGGAUGACUUUCAUUGUCCAGAGUAGCUCUGUCUUCACAUCGGCUAUAACGCCUCUUGUCGGUAUUGGUGUCAUUUCCCUUGAGAGAGCUUACCCUCUGACCCUAGGGUCAAACAUUGGCACAACAACAACCGCUAUACUGGCUGCUAUGGCUAGCCCUGGAGAUACGCUAGCAAACUCCUUGCAGAUUGCACUUUGUCACUUCUUCUUCAACAUAAUGGGUAUCGCCCUGUGGUAUCCCAUUCCCUUCAUGCGAGUGCCCAUCAGAUUGGCCAGAGGGCUGGGGAACAUAACAGCCAAAUACCGCUGGUUUGCAGCUCUCUACCUGUUCUUGUGCUUUUUUGUACUGCCUCUGACCGUGUUUGGUCUGUCAAUAGCUGGCUGGCAGGUCCUGGUCGGCGUUGGCGUCCCUAUCGUCACGCUUAUCAUCAUUGUGAUCAUCAUUAACGUGAUGCAGUCACGAUGCCCUCGCUUCCUCCCUAAGUCCCUUCACAACUGGGACUUUUUGCCCAAGCCCCUGCACUCCAUGGAACCGUGGGACAAAAUGGUGACGUUUUCCAUGUUGUUCUGUGGCAGACACUGCUGCUGCUGCUGCAAAUGUAGCAAUUGUUGCAAAAAAGAUGAAGAGGCUGUAAAGGUGUCAAGGACCAGCAGGAAGCGCCAGGAGAUGUACGACAACCCCGCUAUGUCUAUAGACGAAGAAACAAUGCAGAAAGAGAUAGCAACCCAGUUGUAAUAUCAUCACAUUAUUUGUAAGCAACUGAUCUCUCUAAAUUGGCCUUAGGUAUGAGGGUGUCUGUGCAUGGUUGUUUCUCUGUGUUACCCCAUGAUGGACUGGCGACUGGUCCAGGGUGUUCCUUUUUGUCCUCCAGAUAGGCACCCACCACAAGGACAAGCGGGUAUAGACAAUGGAUGGAUGGAUGGAUGGAUGGAUGGAUGGAUGGAUGGAUGGAUGGAUGGAU